Molecule: messenger RNA, 2051 nt
Organism: Somion occarium
Lineage: Eukaryota; Fungi; Basidiomycota; Agaricomycetes; Polyporales; Cerrenaceae
Source: the annotation of a GenBank genome assembly
UUAAAUUUACACGUCCGCCAUGAACAGUGGAACAGUAAGUCGGUUUUUUAUAGCUCGCUGAUAUCCGCCAAUCUAGUUUCUGGCUCGUUUUCAUAUCCUACAUCGCAAUGUGUGAUCAAAUCGAGCUCAUGUCCGACGUUAAACGCUCCUUAUCAUUUUCCUCUAUAUAAACCGUUUGAUUGGCUCGCAUUCCUUUGACCGCUGCUAUAGGUUCCCCUCCGGCCACCAUGUCCGACGAGAAGGCUUCGAUCUCUGACACCAAGUCAGACAGCGUGGACGAGCUCAAGUUGGCUGAGCCGCUGGAGCGUCCAUUGAAUGAGCACGAAGUUAAGGCUUCGCUCAGAAGGAUCGAUCUCCGAUUGGUUCCAAUCAUGUUAGCUUGUUGGACGCUUCAGUUCAUCGACAAAGUUGUGCUUAAUUACGCGAACAUUAUGGGUCUGCAGAAAGACACGGGCCUGCAUGGAGAUCAGUUUUCUUGGUUGGCGACCAGUUUCUUCAUUGUGUUCUCGAUAGUUCAAAUUCCCGGCGUGUAUUUCCUCUCGCGGAUCCCGGUCAAUAUCUAUCUUGGCUGCCAUAUGCUCCUGUGUGGUAUCGCUGUAGCAUGUACGGCAGCAUGCAACAAUUACGCUUCGCUCGUUGUAGUACGCGUACUCCUUGCUAUAGGAGAAAGUGGUUUGGGUCCAAGUCUAUCAUUGGUCACUAUGAAAUGGUAUACUCGGGAUGAGGCUUCGAAGCGAUACGGCGUGUGGUAUUGCGGUUUGGGAUUGGGACAAAUCAUUGGCGGUAUCAUGUCAUUUGGUUUUCAGCAUGUCCAGCGAGGUUCGUUCGGUAGUUGGAGGGGGAUGUUCCUUGUUACUGGAUUCCUCAAUAUUCUUGUCGCGUUGUGGAUAUUCCUCGUUUUCACUGAUAACCCGACAUCCGCCAAAUUCCUGUCUCCUGCGGAACGUGCCUUCUUCUCUCGCAGACUACUGUCAGAGAAUAAGUACGUCGUGAAUACAAGACGUUUCCGAUUCUCUCAAGUCAUCUCAACCUUGACCUCCGAUGUCGCUAUAUUGCUUGCCUUUCUCAUCUCGGCUGCUUGUUCCCUCCAAAGCGGAGCUGUCAGUACAUUCUCGUCCACGAUCAUCUUAGGCUUUGGAUACAAUUCCAAGGAGGCUGCGCUGCUUAAUAUGCCCUCGGGCGCAGUGAGCAUAAUCUCAUCGUUGGCAGCAACCUGGUUCGUCGAGAACAACGUCCCUCGGUCCGUGGCUAUGCUCGUUCUUGUAGCACCGGCCAUUACUGGUGCGGCCUUGAUGUCAUUCGCAAAGGCAAAAGCCGCUCUGCUACUUGGAAUCUGGCUAAUCAACACUAUCACACCUAUCUUAAUUGUUGCGAUGAGCUGGUCGCAAGCAAAUUGCGCAGGCCAUACGAAACGUGUGGUCUAUAACGCUGUUAUUAUGAUUGCGUUUGGUGUGGGAAAUAUAUGUGGUCCACAAACAUUCCGAGCAAAAGACGCACCUCGGUAUUGGCCUGCAAAGAUUUCUAUGGUUGCUGCGACAGGUCUUUCCGGUCUUCUCACCGUCGUCUUAUUGAUGAUAUAUGUUAUGAGGAAUCGCAGACGGCGCAUGUUGGGCUCCGAACAUGCAGUCGAGGACAAUCUCAAAGAUGACGAGAAGACGGACCUAGAUAUGCCGGGCUUUAGGUAUGUGUAUUAGGCAGUCCUGUAAUGGACCCUGUCUCUUUGAAUAUGUAUGGAAAUGUAUGACACGAAAUGUGAUUCGAUCUCGCCCCCGCGAAACCUUAACAGCAAUGUUCCUCUGAGGUUAGUACUUAUGUAAAAUAAUGCUCUUUGUGCUAGCAAACAUAGUUGAAGGAUGUUGGACUUGGCCUCUGUGUUCAUCCUAACCCAUUUAUCUACGACUUUCUGAACGAUGCCCAAGCUUCCUGCGUUGCGUAGCCCUUUUGUUAUCCUUUGAAAAUACUUGAUCGCGUUUUCAUCUUACUUUGUUCCACUUCAGUAAGCUUCGCGGGUCGAAGUACCUUCAGGCUGGAAAUACAGCGGUGGAGGCCAC